Glycine soja is the source of this 711-nucleotide messenger RNA. RefSeq lists its product as uncharacterized. The transcript has a single exon. NCBI's taxonomy places the organism in Eukaryota, Viridiplantae, Streptophyta, Magnoliopsida, Fabales, Fabaceae. The record is from RefSeq and is a predicted model, not a curated record. The coding region runs from base 1 to 711 and encodes 236 amino acids.
AUGGAUGAGGUGUCGGAGUUGCCGCCGAGGUUGAGAUGGAGAAGACAAGCGUUAGAGAAGAAGAAGAAAGGGAUGAGUGACUUGGUGGCGGCACCGGAGAAGACGCAACCAACGAAUGAGUGGUCGCCGCCGGAGUGGACGACAAUCGUGCUGGAAGUGAAAGUUCCUGCGUGCAAAGAACGCAUCCCUAUAGAAAUGGACGUGAACGACACCGUUCUGAAGCUGAAGGAGAAGGUUCUUGAACAAAAAGAAAUGUACCCCGUACCAGUGGAGAGGGUUGUGUUGCAAACGCACAAAACGCAUGUCGAAUUGCUCGACCAACAGUUACUGAAUGAUUGCCCGGUUUUCGAUUUUCCCAGCAAUGAGAUCGACGUGUACUUAAAGCCUCCGCAGCGGCCGCCGCGGCCAGUGGUGUUGAAGGUGACGGUGUUGCCAUUGAACUCGAAGGAGAAGAUAGAGAUGGAGGUGAAGGCUGAGGACAAGGUGGCGGUGUUGAGGGAGAAGCUGGAGCUGGUUCACCGGACGGUUAGGUUUCGUCUUCCUACUCGCGGUCGUUAUUUUUUCGUUCACAAGCUGAGUCUGAUGGAUGAAAGCAUCUCGUUUCGAUGCCACAAUGUUCGCAACGGUGACUCCAUUGGCACAUACUGGGCGACAGAUCAUAACGACGUCGCUAAAGAAGAUGAUGACAACGACGUUGACACCAUUGGUUAG